This is a messenger RNA of Vicia villosa (hairy vetch), 928 nucleotides long. Its product is annotated as glutaredoxin-C11. The record is from RefSeq and is a predicted model, not a curated record. The transcript has a single exon. Lineage: Eukaryota; Viridiplantae; Streptophyta; Magnoliopsida; Fabales; Fabaceae. The coding region runs from base 98 to 412 and encodes 104 amino acids.
AUAGCACUUGAUCAAAUCUCAAAUUUCACAAAGCAAAACAUAUUCAAAAGCCUUAGCUAAAAAAAUUUGAAUAUUUUCAUUCAAUCUUCAUAUAGUAAUGGAUAGAGUAAAGGAUUUAUCAUCGAAGAAAGCGGCGGUUAUAUUUACAAAGAGUUCAUGUUACAUGUGUCAUAGCAUCAAGCAACUUUUCUAUGAGCUUGGUGCAAGUCCUGCAGUAUAUGAACUGGACAAUGAUGCAUCAUAUGGUAGGGAAAUGGAAUGGGCUUUGAAGGGUAAUUUUGGAUGUAACCCUUCAGUUCCAGCAGUGUUUAUAGGUGGAAAAUUUGUAGGAUCAUCGAAAGAUGUUAUAUCUCUACAUGUUGAUGGAUCUCUCAAACAAAUGCUUAUGGAUGCAAAAGCCAUUUGGUUAUAACUGUUUAUAGUAUAUACCAAAAGUGGAGAAGUUCUUGGGACACAUCUGGUUUUUCUUGAGUGUGUUCCUGUUUAAUUUGUUUUUCUGGUUUUUCUAAAAGGCUGUUUAUAAGAUAUAAGUUGAUAAUAAGGGCGGUCAAGUGCACGAGGCUCUGCGAAGUGGAGUCUGAAGUAGAGAGGUUGUUACAAGAUUUGAACUCAUGACUUAUCGGUCACGAGGCAAGAAUCCCUCAUACCGUUGCGCCAAGGCUUGUCCCGAAAAAUGGUUGUAUAUGUAAAUGGUUGAUUGAUUUUAGUUUUAUGAAAGAAAAAAAUCUUGUAUGUUGAACUAAUGGAACGAGGUAAGAUCGUUAUAUACUAAUUGAAAAAAAAAAAAUCAUAGUUUUAGAAAAUAUGAACUCUAUCGUCGAUAUGAGGAUAUGAGAUUAAACGCCUCAGAUUACACAAGAACGAAAUUAACGCAGUUGGUGUAAGGAACUGAUACUAAUAAUAAUAGUUGUAGAAUUUGCUAUUUUAA